This is a messenger RNA of Ostrinia furnacalis (Asian corn borer), 2671 nucleotides long. RefSeq names its product protein tramtrack, alpha isoform. Gene Ontology annotation, biological process: regulation of transcription by RNA polymerase II. The record is from RefSeq and is a predicted model, not a curated record. The coding region runs from base 208 to 2637 and encodes 809 amino acids. Lineage: Eukaryota; Metazoa; Arthropoda; Insecta; Lepidoptera; Crambidae. Gene Ontology annotation, molecular function: protein binding. The transcript is spliced from 7 exons. Gene Ontology annotation, cellular component: nucleus.
GAUUUCACAUUGAUACUCAUUGAUAAUAAUGAAGAGCUGGUGAUAAAUUCAAAUAUUUUUAAAAGUGACAUUAAAUUGAAUUUCGAUUUUCUUUUGUUUUUAACCUCUCAAAGUGCCUAAACUAUACACGGCUGUCAUAUUUUUAUUGUUGAACUUGUUGAGCCAUUUUACGUGCAUGUAAAUAUUUCCGGAGGGUUUUGCUUUGGCAUGGCCCCAAUACGUUAUAGCCUCCACUAUGAGGAUUACUCUGAGCACUUAAUGUCCAGGUUUGGAAAAUUGCUUCAAAUGCAAUCACUGGUGGACAUGACACUUAUGUGCAGUUCGCACACUUUGCGUGUGCACAAAGCAGUGCUAGCCGCGAGUAGCGCUUAUUUUCAGGAAGUAUUGCAAAAACAAACUGGCGAACCACUUAUUAUACUGAAAAUGCGAUUCAGCGUGCUCAAAUGCCUCGUAGAGUUUAUGUAUUGUGGAAAAACUCAAUGUUUAGAAGAAAAUUUAGACGAGCUUGUAUCUGCAGCCCAGUUUCUUAAAAUCAAAGGGCUAUCCAAAGUCACGAAAGAAGGUCUUGGGAUUACUAACCACAGUGAACUGCCGGUUUUCACCCCUCCUGUGGUAAUCAAUAGACCACCGCAGUCGCUUAUUGAUUUACAUGCACAGGACGAGCCGAAACCUCCACCACCUCAGCUGCCACCGCAGACCAGCACGUGUACUCCUUCAGUCGACUCUUUAUCGAGGACUAACAAGGACACGGUGGUGCGGAUUCCCUUCGACAUCGAGAACGGCAGUAACGGCGCGGGUGGAGUUGACUACGAUGGCCCGCGCGCCAUCAAGCCCAGACGUGGCCGUCCUAGUGUAAGGCGCACUGGUGGCUGGGAUACCUCGGGCGUGCUGGGGCGAGCGGCUGAACGGGCUCUAUUACGGCGGGAGCAGGACUCGCGGAAAGCCAUCCAUCAGCUGAAGCACUUGCAGACGCGACACAUGCAGGAUUACAUGGACAGAGUGACGUUGUCGCAAGCAGUGAACAGCAUCUGCGGCCCCGAUACCUCCAGCAGCCACAACUACAUGAACAUCGACAACGAUCUGAUGUACAUGGACCAGACGGUGUCCUCGAACGUCCUUGACCCCACCAUUUCCUACAGCAAAGAACACUCCAUUGGAAACGAAACCAUAACAUCGAGCUACUCCAACACCCCUAUAUGCAGCUCUGGAAACGAUGCUUCCAACGGCGGCAUCGGUACAGCCAUGUCCCAGUAUGUAAACGCCCUCAAAAGCGCUGGACUGCCCACCGAUCUACCCAUACUCUUUGAAUCCGGAGAUGGCUCAUACAUAAACGUCAACGAACAAGUACUUCUUGAUAUGGUACAAAGCAGUGAGAUCCAAUACGAAGUCAUAGAGCAACCGAACAUUAUUGAAAAAGUUGCUGACCCAAGCGAAAUUAAAAGCAUUGAUGAUCUUUCUAAAUCGAUAGAAAGAGGUGAAAUGAUGCUUGGAUCCAAAAGUUACCCUUCAGCAUCUAAUUAUGGAAAGGACGAUAGCCAAUACAGUCAACAACAAGAAGAAGCGAUCAAUAGCUUAAAUGCUAUUCUUCCAGAUACUUUAGAAUCUUUCGGGGAGCAACAGAAUUAUGUGGUGCUCGACCCUCGUCUACAAGAAGGCAAUGAUCAUUCGAACGCACACGACUUUUCUGGGAUUGACAGCGACAUGCAGUUUUUCACCAAAUCGAUGAGUGACGAUGUUAAGAAAUAUUAUGAGGAACAACAACUUAACGAUGCUAGAGUAAUGGAGCAGCUUUGUCCCGUCAGCACUUCUUUAGACACCAACUUCAGCAUGUCUUUGCUACACACUAAAACUUCUGACAUGAAUGAAAAUCUACAUCAGCAGUAUAAUCCACUGAACCCUGAAGACGAUUUCGGUCUCCAAUUACCUCAAACCACGGAUUUCAAAGAAGAUGCUCUCGAUUGCUUAAUGUCUACUCCGAAACAAUCUGAUGAAGACGAUAAGACAAAUCGAGAAAGGGAUGAGAUUAUCAAAGACCUAAUGAAUAUAGAAAAUCGAAUGAAUAUAUCACAAGCUAAUGAUCAGACUGAAACUGAUGAUAAUAUAAACUCUAAUGAUGUGGUUCAAGAUUUCAAUGUUAACUCCUUGAAAGAUAUAGGACUUGACAAUGAAACAGAAGCAAGCCCUACGAAGGACAAAGACGCAGAAAACUUAUCUCCUAGCAUAACGUCUAGCGGUUUGCGGUGGGAUAACAUAGAUAUUAACAGUAAGGACAAUAAUUGUGAUGAAGAAAACAUCGAAAACGAUGAAAUCUGCAAUCAGCAUAAUCAUGUAGAUACAAUCACUUCAGAGAAUCGGUUUGGCGAGUCUGUAAUUGACCUAACCGAUUCAAACGUUAAGCCCGAUCAAUGGGAACUAAUUGAUGAAAACGAUAAAGAGAAUGAACAAUGUAAUGAUGAGAAUAUAAAUUCUACUCUAGAUGAAGAUAUACCUUACGCUGUCGGACUAUUACCGCUAAAAAAAGAUCAGGUGUCCGAAGACACAAGCUUGCUAAAACGAAAAAGCUCUAUUGAUGUUGACCUAUUAGAUAACGGUGAUGCGAAGUGUUUAAAACGCAAGGUGAAAUAUAAGAAAUUCUGAUGUUUUAUCAUUAUUUCAAAUAAAUUAAAGUAAA